ACUGCCCUGGAUGAAAGCAACGAACUGACACGUGCAUCCAAAAAAAAGGAAACGUAGGAAUGGCUCCAUGACUAUGAAACGGAUGGAACCAAGCCCCAAGAACAUGGAUGGAGGAUGGCUUGAAGCGGCGUGGAUCGCCGGCCGAGCCCGAGCGGCACGCCAUCACCAUGUGCGUCGUUGAUUCUUGUCCGGGCCACGGCGCCACCCACCAAUCAACCAACCGAACCGGAGGGCGGGCGGGCAGACAGAGUGAAGAAGAACCACUACAACUGGGACUACUACUGGGUGCUGCCGACGUUCCGUCCGGUCGUUGGUUGAGAUCUUCUUCAUCUUCAUAAAUGAAAUGAGAGAGCACCCAUCCAGAUUCACUGAUCCCCUUCCCAGCUCACGUGAUCUUGCCCGGCCCGGCUCCGAUCCGCUCCAACCAGCCGUGCGGGCGUCGUGCUUAGUGUGUUUACUCCAUCUCCGCCGACGAUGAACACAUGACGCUCAGGUUCGACUCGGGCAGUAGCUUCGAGGACCGCCGCCGUGUUAAUUUCAUGGUGUCGUGUUGGCUUGGCUGGCCUGUCUGUUGGGGUGGGAUCACAUCAGACAUCAGGAUCACAGUCUCCAUCUAUCCAUCUCCAUCCCCGAGAAUGGAUGAGAUUUACGAGUAGAAAUUUGGGAUGAUAAAAGUGACUAACCAUCAACGGCCAACCACCCAUUAAAGCAUGCUUCUCAUGGACGCCAACACUGCGCUGCUGCUGCUGCUGCUCUUCCCCGUCGUCGUCGUCUACCUCCGGCCGCGGCGUGCACCGGCGGCGACGAGCGCGAACCACUGCCCGCACCCGAACCCGAUCCUGGGCAACGCGGUGCCGCUGCUGCGCAACCUGCACCGCUUCCUCGACUGGGCCACCGAUCUGCUUGCGGCGGCGCCGGCCUCCACCAUCGAGGUCCGCGGCGUGCUCGGCCUGGGCGCGGGCGUCGCCACGGCGUGCCCGGACGACGUCGACCACCUCCUCCGCGCAAACUUCCCCAACUACGUCAAGGGCGCGCGCUUCGCGGUCCCCUUCGCCGACCUCCUCGGCCACGGCGGGCUCUUCCUCGCCGACGGCCGCCUCUGGAGCCUCCAGCGGAAGCUCGCCUCCUACUCCUUCUCCUCCCGCUCGCUCCGCCGCUUCUCCGCCCGCGUCCUCCGCGCCCACCUCCACGCCCGCCUCCUCCCUUUCCUCGACGCCGCUGCUGCAGGCGCCGGAUCCGGCGAGGUCGUCGACCUGCAGGACGCGCUCCGGCGCUUCGCCUUCGACAACAUGUGCGGCGUCGCCUUCGGGGUCGAGAGCUCCACCCUGCUCGACGCGGGGCGGCGCCAGGAGGAGUUCUUCGCGGCGUUCGAUGACGCCGUGGAGAUCUCCUUCGCGCGGCUGCUCCACCCGACGACGCUGCUCUGGCGCGCCAUGCGGCUGACCGGCGUCGGCCGCGAGCGGCGGAUGCGCCAGGCCGUGGCAACCGUCGACGAGUACGUCAUGGCGAUGAUAGACCAGGCAGAGCAGCCGCGGCAGCCGCGAGACGAACUUCUGCUGUCGCGGUUCGCGGCGGCGGUGGACGGCGAGGAACCCACGGAGCUGGGCGAGAUGUUCCGCUCGCCGGAGGCGAAGCGGCGUUUCCUGCGGGACGUGGUGGUGAGCUUCGUGCUGGCCGGGAAGGACACCACCUCCUCCGCGCUCACCUGGUUCUUCUGGCUCCUCGCCGCCAACCCGCGCUGCGAGCGCCGCGUCUACCAGGAGGUGGCCACCACCAUGGCCUCGAGCUCGACCUGCUGCCCCGGAGACGAAGACGAGGAGCACUACGACGACUACUACUACGAGGAGCUGAAGGGGAUGCACUACCUGCACGCGGCGCUCACGGAGGCGAUGCGGCUGUACCCGCCGGUGCCGAUCAACUCCCGCGUGGCCGCCGCCGCAGACGUCCUCCCGGACGGCACGGCGGUCGGCGCCGGCUGGUUCGCCGACUACUCGGCGUACGCCAUGGGGAGGAUGCCGCGGCUGUGGGGACCCCGCUGCCGCGAGUUCCUCCCGGAGCGGUGGCUCACGGGCGACGGCGGCGAGUUCGUGGCGGCGGACGCGGUCAGGUACCCGGUGUUCCAUGCCGGGCCGAGGAUGUGCCUCGGGAAGGAGAUGGCGUACGUGCAGAUGAAGGCCGUGGCCGCCGCCGUGGUCCGGAGGUUUAAGGUGGAGACGGUGCCGGCGGCGGCCAGCAUGGACGCGCCGCCGCCGUACGAGAUGGCCGUCACGCUCAGGAUGAAGGGCGGGCUCCGCGUCCGGAUCCGGAGGCGGGAAGACGACGACGGAGACCCAAUAUGAAUCAUUUACUGGGAUAAAUGCUUGUACUCCGUAUAUUAACAGCUUUCUCGUCGUCGAGAUUACAAGUUCGAAACAAAGCAUCGUAUUAAAACCAA
Molecule: messenger RNA, 2434 nt
Organism: Brachypodium distachyon (stiff brome)
Lineage: Eukaryota; Viridiplantae; Streptophyta; Magnoliopsida; Poales; Poaceae
Product: cytochrome P450 94A1
Exons: 1
Coding region: 711-2339 (542 amino acids)
Molecular function (GO): heme binding; monooxygenase activity; oxidoreductase activity, acting on paired donors, with incorporation or reduction of molecular oxygen
Source: RefSeq, a predicted model, not a curated record